This is a messenger RNA of Oncorhynchus masou masou (cherry salmon), 3775 nucleotides long. Its product is annotated as mitogen-activated protein kinase kinase kinase 8-like. The coding region runs from base 448 to 1875 and encodes 475 amino acids. The transcript is spliced from 8 exons. NCBI's taxonomy places the organism in Eukaryota, Metazoa, Chordata, Actinopteri, Salmoniformes, Salmonidae. Gene Ontology annotation, molecular function: protein kinase activity; ATP binding. Gene Ontology annotation, biological process: protein phosphorylation. The record is from RefSeq and is a predicted model, not a curated record.
AUAAUGAAAGACUGCCCACAUGCAGCAGGAACGCCCCGAAUUGCUGGCUGCAGUUUCACACUAUUGGAAUAUACCGAACUAUUCUAUUGAAUCUGAUGAACGGCAAGUCUUUCUCUGAGCUUCUGAGCUGAAUACGUUCGCCUAUGGAAAACAAAUAUUACGGGGAAAUUAAGGAACAUGAAAAAGAAAAACGGAAGUACAAAGGAACCCUAUGACUGUAACACACAGCAUUCGCAUAGUUUUUCAUUAAUACAGCACUACACCUGCACACGGAGACUGAUAUGGACUUCCUCUGUUGACAACUUCCUCACUGGUGAGGGUCGGUAGGCUUCAAUGAGCAAUAGAGUUGACUGCAUACAGACGCAAGAAUGGAGUGAGCGCAGUCAGACCUGACCCUAAGUUAUUACAAAGACUCAGAAACCAUUUUGGAGCAGUGAAUCAAACAAGAUGGAUUACAAAUAUGACAAUGCUGGAAUAGAACUCCUGCUGGCUCACAUGAACAUAGAGGACAUCAUCGACGUGGUGGAACAUCUCUACCACACCAAGGAAGAGGAAAAAGAGGCUGGGGCGUCGUUUGCGGAGGGUCUCUCUCAGGAGGAGAUGGACGAGAACGAGGAGACAGUGGAUGAUUCGUGGGGCGAAGUGAUAGGAGGGUCCCAGGGGACACAGCAGGGGAACAGUGGUGGCAGGGUAAGGUACGGGACGGUGUCGGACUUGCUCUCUUUCGUCAACCAGAUCUCUAACAUGCAGCCAGAAGUAUUGCAGCACCUGCCGGAGGAGAUGGGUGUGUUACUGAACAAGAAACACAUGGGGAUGAAGAAGGGUCACUAUCGCAUCGAUUCAGAUGUGUUACUGUUUCCAUGGAAGUGGACCUAUAAGACUCCUGGCUCCGGCGGCCAUGUUCCAAAGGGCUCUUUUGGGAAAGUCCACUUGGCUCAGGAUGCCAUAACCAGGAAGAGAAUGGCAUGCAAACUGAUCCCCAUGGAACACUUCAAACCAGCCGAUGUGGAGAUCCAGGCACGGUUCCGUCAUGAGAACAUUGCAGAGCUCUAUGGUGCUCUCCUCUGGGACCAAAACAUCCACCUGUUCAUGGAAGCCGGCGAGGGAGGGUCGGUUCUGGAGAAAUUGGACAGCUGUGGCCCCAUGAGGGAGUUUGAGAUAAUCUGGGUCACCAAGCAAGUCCUCCGGGGCUUGGAGUACCUACACUCUCACAAUGUCAUCCACCACGACAUCAAACCCAGCAACAUCGUCCUGAUGUCAGACAAAGCGGUUCUGGUAGAUUUUGGCCUGACGGUACAGAUGACAGAGAAAGUAUACACCCCUAGGGAUCUACGAGGCACAGAGAUGUAUAUGAGCCCGGAGGUGGUUCUUUGUCGAGGACACAACACCAAGACAGAUAUCUACAGCCUGGGCACCACCAUCAUCCAUAUGCAGACUGGCAACCCACCCUGGGUCAGGAGAUACCCACGCACCGCCUACCCAUCCUACCUCUACAUAAUCCACAAGCAGGCCCCUCCCCUGGAGGACAUAGCGGAGGACUGCAGUGGUGUCAUGCGGUCCUUCCUAGAGACAGCCCUGGAGAGGAACCCUGCCAAGCGCAGCUCUGCAGCCAAGCUCCUGAGGGACGAGGCCAUCAACCCUCCCAGAGAGGAACAGCCACGCUGCUGGAGCCUGGACUCAGCCCUGGUGGAGGCCUCCCACCCUCUACUGAGGCAGCAUAGCCAGCAGCCUGACACCACACAGGAAUCCUCAUUGUACUCUGAGCCUGAGGACUCUGCCCACCUGAGGAGAAAGGGAUCCCUGUACAUCGACUUGGGGGCAAUGGCUGGAUACUAUAAUCUAGUGAGAGGUCCCCCUGCCACAGAGUAUGGCUAACCCUGAGCCUAACCUCUGAAGGAAAUUUGUAUUUCCUUCAGAGGUAAAGAUAUCAGAGAUAACUGUUACCUUUCACCUAGCCUGGUACUGGUGAACUGUUAGGUCAGAGACUCUCAAGAAGUUGAGUUCGGGACUCAUGAAGACUCAACGGAGAAGGUGUGACUGAUGCUUUUGGAAAGAGAUACCAGAAGGACAGAAAAUUGGAUAGAGACAGUAAAUAGCCUGCACUUCAAUGGCGCUGGACUCGUGUGAUGAAAUUGACCAAUGUCUGAAGAGUGGUUUCUGUAGCUGCCUUAAUUUGCCAUCUCUCAACAAUGCAGCGGUUCAUUGGAUGUAAGAGAUGUGUUACUCAGUAACACUGUGUUUCACUGGCUAACAGUGGAAUCAGUGACAUCUUGUGGGAUGUUCUGUAGAUACAUGAUAUACUGUAUAAGCAUCUUAUACAAGUUUGUUUCUUAAAGAAAUGCAUCUGAAUGGGUCUUGUGAUUGAGACGUCAUUCUAUUAUUUUGUGUCAAUAUGAAAACUAUGAUUUCUGACCUGAAACUUAUUUGUGUUUGUUCCUAAGGAAUAUGAGAAGUGAUUUUGCGAAUUGCUAUGCAAGUUACACCAUGUACAUGACUGAUUAAUUUGUUACUUUAUUUGUGUGAUCAUUGUUCUUUACCUGUUGGGUAUGCAGUUUUCUUUCAUAGUGAAUAAAAAUAUAAAUGCCACUUGCAACAAUUUCAAAGAUUUUACUGAGUUUACAAUAAGGAAAUAAGUCAAUUGAAAUAAAUUCAUUCGACCCUAAUCUAUGAUUUCACAUGACUGGGAAUACAGAUAUGCAUCUGUUGGUCACAGAUACCUUAAAAAAGGUAGGGGGCGUGGAUCAGAAAACCAAGCCGUAUCUGGUGUGAACCACCAUUUUCCUCAUAAAGCGCGGCACAUCUCCUUCGCAUAGAGUUGAUCAGACUGUCGAUUGUGGCCCUUGGAAUGUUGUCCUACCCCUUCAAUGGCUGUGCGAAGUUGCUGGAUGUUGGUGGGAACUGGAAUACGCUGCUGUACACGUCGAUCCAAAGCAUCCCAAACAUGCUGAAUGGGUGACAUAUCUGGUGAAUAUGCAGGCCAUGGAAGGAGUUGGACAUUUUCAGCAGAAUUGUGUAGAGAUCCUUGCGACAUGGGGCCGUGCGUUAUCAUACUGAAACAUGAGGUGAUUGCUGCAGAUGAAUGGCACGACAAUGAGACUCAGGAUCUCGUCACGGUAUCUCUGCAUUCAAGUUGCCAACAAUUCGUCCACACAACGCCGUACACGUGGUCUGCGGUUGUCAGGCCGGUUGGACGUACUGCCAAAUUCUCUAAAUUAGUGUUGGAGGCGGCUUAUAAUAGAAAAAUUAACAUCAAAUUAUUGGGCAACAGCUCUGGUGGACAUUCCUACAGUCAGCAUGCCAACUGCGUGCUCCCUCAAAACUUGAGACAUCUGUGGAAUUGUGUUGUGUCACAAAACUGCACAUUUUAGAGUGGCCUUUUAUUGUCCCCAGCACAAGGUGCACCUGUGUAAUGAUCAUGCUGAUUAAUUAGCUUCUUGAUAUGACACACCUGUCCGAUUGGAUAGAUUAUCUUGGCAAAGGAGAAAUGCUCGCUAACAGUAAUGUAAACAAAUUUGUGCACAAAAUUUGAGAGAAAUAAACUUAUUGUGCCAAUGAAAAAUUACAGAAUCUUUUAUUUCAGCUCAUGAAACCAAUACCUUACAUGCUGCGUUCAAGUAUAUCCAAUGAGAUGACCAGUGCUGUUUUGUACACACAUUAAUUUCAAUAUAGCAUUUUGUUAAUUUUCUUCAGACUUUGUCUCAUACACUACUUAUUUCUGUCAUGUUAGUUGAAUAAAAUGUCAUAUCAUUAACCUGAAUUAAAUGAAAAGCCAACA